Messenger RNA from Hyposmocoma kahamanoa, 1685 nucleotides. RefSeq names its product lysosomal Pro-X carboxypeptidase. The transcript has 8 exons. The record is from RefSeq and is a predicted model, not a curated record. Gene Ontology annotation, molecular function: dipeptidyl-peptidase activity; serine-type exopeptidase activity. Lineage: Eukaryota; Metazoa; Arthropoda; Insecta; Lepidoptera; Cosmopterigidae. Gene Ontology annotation, biological process: proteolysis. The coding region runs from base 16 to 1404 and encodes 462 amino acids.
AGUUAGCAAAGGAAAAUGUGGCAAAAUAUCUGUGCUUUACUAAUAAUUUCGACAAGUGUGUUCGCGGAGUACAAGUAUAACACUAAAUGGUUCAAUGUUCCUUUGGACCACUUCAGUUAUCACAGAAAUGAGACGUUCAACAUAAAAUACUUGGUCAACGAAGAGUUUUGGGAUCAAGGAGGGGGACCGAUCUUCUUUUAUACGGGCAAUGAGGGUCAAAUUGAGCAGUUCGCGAAACACACUGGGUUCAUGUGGGAUAUCGCGUCGGAGUUCAAAGCCAAGCUGGUCUUUGCUGAACAUCGAUAUUAUGGCGAAUCAAUGCCAUUCGGCAAUAAAUCUUUGGAUAACGAGCACAUCGGGUUCCUGUCAUCGGCGCAGGCGCUGGCGGACUACGCGGAGCUGAUCAACUUCCUACAAGGCGACGUCACACAUUCCAAAUACCCGGUUAUUGCUUUUGGUGGUUCUUAUGGAGGCAUGUUAGCAGCCUACUUUCGUAUGAAAUACCCGCACGUAGUAACCGGUGCCAUCGCUGCAUCUGCGCCCAUCCACAUGUACCCUGGCAUGGUGCCGUGCGAAGCGUACUCCAGAAUCGUCACUUCCAGCUACAAGAUCACUGAUCCUAAAUGUGUGGAGAAUAUUAGGGAAUCUUGGAAUUUAAUCAAAAACGUCUCGUCAAAUCCAAACAAUACACUCCAAAAGGACUGGAAGCUUUGCGACCCUGUUAAGAAUUCAUCAGAUACUAACACAUUACUAGAAUUCCUACAAUCCGUUUAUGAGACAAUAGCGAUGGUGAAUUAUCCGUUUCCUAGCGAUUUUCUUAUGUCGUUACCUGGACAGCCUGUUAGAUAUGUCUGCCAAUAUCUAAACACUACUUUGACCGGCGACAAGCUCCUUAAGGCUAUUGGACAAGUUAUACAAGUCUACGCGAAUUAUGAUGGCAAGAGCAAAUGUAUAGACUACAGAAAUAGUAACUACGGAAACUUGGAUGCUAAUGGUUGGGACUAUCAGGCCUGCACAGAGAUGGUAAUGCCAAUGUGCACAACAGGCGUAGACGACAUGUUCCCGCCAAGUCCCUGGAACUUUACCGAUUUCUCCAAAACCUGUCACGACAAGUAUGGGGUGUACCCUCGACCUAACGCUGCUAAAAUCGAGUAUGGUGGAGACAAAAUACAAUCGGCUUCGAAUAUCGUGUUCAGUAAUGGCCUUUUGGAUCCUUGGGCUGGAGGCGGUAUACUGAACAGCAUCAGCGAGUCGGUGGUGGCAGUGGUGAUAGUGGACGGCGCACAUCACCUCGACCUGAUGGCUAGCAACCCAGUCGACCCUCCCACCGUGCGGGAGGCCCGCAACAUUCACAAGCAAAACAUCCGCAAAUGGAUUAGAAAUUUUAGAGACUCAAAAAACUAAUUUAACAUGUGAUUUUUACAAUUAAGACUUUCAUAUUCCAUCAUUGAUGAGGAACACGUUUCUUAAAUCGAUGAUAUCUAAAACGUGUAUCCGCGGCUUAGACUAUAUUUUUUCCAUCCUUUAGAUCCGGGGGCCGCGCUUUACAAAGUUAAAUAGGUAUAAUAAAAUUGUCUCUACAAAAAACUAUGUAACCGCGUUUUGAACUAUUAAAUUUGAUAGUUGGUUUUGACAUUGUCUUUGAUAUUUGUUGCUGUACGAAAUUGUAGUUUAGCCUUCCUAAA